This is a messenger RNA of Lutzomyia longipalpis, 1398 nucleotides long. RefSeq lists its product as uncharacterized. Gene Ontology annotation, biological process: proteasome localization; nuclear protein quality control by the ubiquitin-proteasome system. The record is from RefSeq and is a predicted model, not a curated record. The transcript is spliced from 2 exons. Bases 227 to 1195 code for a protein of 322 amino acids. Gene Ontology annotation, cellular component: nucleus. NCBI's taxonomy places the organism in Eukaryota, Metazoa, Arthropoda, Insecta, Diptera, Psychodidae.
UAUGUUGUGCGGUAACCUAACUUUUUGGCGCCUAUUCUGCAUCCUAAAGUUUUUUUUGUGUUGUCUUUCUGUUUGGGAAUUUUUCCGUAAAUUUUCUGGCUUUCGUACAAGUCCAAGAAUAAUCGUAAUUUGUGCAAGAGGAUCAAGAAACUUCCGCCUAAGCGUUGGCAUUAGAAUCUGUGCGAUCGCACUGAGCAUUUUCCGGGUUUUGGUACAUUAAACAAGAAUGACAACUCAGAUGCCGCGGCGACGUUCCGUUUUGCAGGAACUCUCAGCAACAUCGGACAAUCUCUACCUGGACGACUCACUCCUGGACAGCCCCAAUAGCAAUUUAUCCCGCAGCUUUGCCUCCCCUGUGCCAUCCCCGGAUGAAAUUGUUAUCCGGCAGCGUGGACGGCGAAGUAUUUCGAUUACAUGGUCGCCGGGGCAGGAGAAAACUAACGGGAAGAAGGCAUCACCACUGAAGACACCCACGAAGAAUAUGUCCCAGAUGGUGCUGCGGAGUUCACCGCGAAAGAGGCUACUCAUGUCCGAUGGGAAAUCCAGCGUAUGCCCAAGGAUGAUUGUUGAGGACACAAAGAAGCUACGAAUUGAGGAGAAAUCCAUGGCACAAAUCAACACACAGAUACCCCUGGCGACAUAUCUCAAAGGCUACAGUCAGGAACAACUGGCUAGCAUCAUACAGAAGCUCGUUCGGGACAAUGCUUCCCUCGAAAAGGCUAUUCGCAGUGAACUUCCGGUUCCAGACAUUAAACCUUUCGAGAGCCAGCUGAUCUUCAUCAAGAAGAGCAUCUACCGCAGCCUUCCGUCUUCGCGAUUGGUGAAGAAGAACGACAGUGUGGCCUAUUCCAGGGCAUCCCUCCACUUGACUGCCUUCAAGAAAGCCAUUGCCGAUCAAGCCACACUUCUCAGCCAAUCGCAGCACUUUGACGCCCUCAUGGACUACAUCCUCAUGGCAUGGCCCAUUGUAAGGAGCACCCCCAUUUGGGAAAAUCACACCCACAACUCCAUACGCCGGCACUGCUUCAAACUACUCGCCUUCCACUGCAAGACAUCCCUUCAGGAGGCGGGGGAGCACCUUGGCGAGGAUCGCCUCAGCCAGCUCUCGUCACAGAUAAAUGAGAUGAUCAGCGAAUGCGAAAAUAUGACUGCGUGCCUCUCAACUUUGGAAUACCUCACCAAAGUUUCCGAAUAGACGGCACCCCCGCGGAUGACGUCAACUCCAUGGAAUGUCUGCCAUAAAAGGAUUCUUUUACGAGAUUCCUUUCUGUCUUGUUCUUCGUUUUUUUUUUCAGCACCCCCCACUUUAUACAUUGAACUUCCUGUUUUUGACUAAUUUAGUGUAGUAAAAAUCCUGUAUUAUACGUCUGAAAUAUAAAAAAAAUUAUAUUGCCAAAA